GUUUGCAUCGUUUAUCAUAGAUUUGUUCGUAUUCUGUUGCUGUUAGAUUUAGUGAAAUUUUUUCCUCUCUUUCUCAACCCCAAUCCAUUUGUGUGAUUGCAUACAAUGUUAAUGUGGUUUAUGAUACAUAACUCGCGUUAGUGCUAAUAUUUCAUUUGAUCGUAUUUUUGAAAUAGCAGCAAAUGGUCUAAAUUGCAUUUUCAUUUGAGAUAAAUGCUGGAAUUUAUUGAAUGAACUUUGUGGAUUUUUGCUCUUACUGUUGAAUGAGUUUAGAAAAUAUUUUGAAGCCUUUAUUUUUGUUGAAUUCAAAAUAUUUGAAAUUAAAUCACACAAACCAAAAUGAGCAUUGAUAUACGUAGGAAAAGUGUGUUUUUUGGUAAAGGUCGGGGUCAGAAGCAAACGGUUGGCGAUACAGUGAACUUAGCAGCACGCUUAAAAAUCAAAAAGAAACAGUGGAAAGUUUCAGUUCAACCAGAAGAAAAAGAAGAGGAUGAUGAGGAAAAUUUAAAGAAGGAUGUAUCAUAUCAAAAGCCAUUUUUUGAUAGCGAGAAAAUAUAUCAAUUGAUUUCGGAAAUUGUUGAAAAAUCGCUCAAAAAAGGAAGUGAAGAUGACGAUUCGUAUGUGUACAGCGAAAGUGAAAAUGCUAAUUUAUGUCAACGAAUAUCGAAAGACGUUCGUGAUACAUUGAAAACUUGGCGUCAACUCAUGAGGUUUCGAAUUGUCGCCCUCACAUCCGUUAUUGAAAAGAAGCAUCAGGGAAUACAGUAUAAAAUGAAAUAUCUCGUGGACCCAAAAACGGAUAACUAUGUGAAAUAUUAUUUGGAUAAUCCAAACUUUUUCAUCGUCGUAUGUGUAGUAUUGAUUUACCAGGAUUGAAAAGUUUUUCACGUGCCUUUAUUCAAUGGCUCAUAUGUAGAGUUUUUAUUUUAUUUCCUUUUCUUCAGAUAUUUAAUGGUGUUGAUAUAUGUUGUUUUAUGUAGGUAGGAUUAUGUAUGUGCAGAUUGGAGGGAAGGUCACUUGUUGGGAUCUGAUUUACUUUUGGAGGAUUUUUUUGUGUCUCUUUAUUUGAAAUAAUCGAAGCUAAAGUUCCUAGAAGCUUAUUGUGCUGAGAAGGCAUCAUAUGGUUAGAUUAGCACCAACUUAGAGCUAAUCCGACUCUAUGAUUAACCA
Messenger RNA from Chironomus riparius, 1170 nucleotides. NCBI's taxonomy places the organism in Eukaryota, Metazoa, Arthropoda, Insecta, Diptera, Chironomidae. The record is from the annotation of a GenBank genome assembly.